AUGAUUGUGGGACAUCUGGAUAAAGAAGUCCAGCAGGAAGAUCUUAGUGGAUGUCUGGAGGUUGUUCAAGAGAGCCAUGGGACUCGAGCAGACAUCUGCACAGCUGCGAGAGUUAAAGGAGUACAGACAGAGCUGUCUUUACACAAAGCCAGAUUAUAUGGCCAAGAAAAGGAUGUAACUUCGAGUCUGUUUCUAGAGUGCUGGAAACACAGUACCGACAAUGAGAACACUGGACAAGGGAUCAGGAAAUCAGGCUUUAGUAGUAUGACUUAUGAGUUGUUGGUCAUCUCUAACCUCUCUGAGAUAGACAUUGUUCACCUCUUUUGUAAAAUAGUCCUUAGUCAUGGUGCUGACAAUUCUGAUUGCAAGACUACUUUUGCUGAAGAAAAUCUGAGUUGUCACGGUGUUCAGGAUGAGGCUGUACCAACAGCGAUCACAGAGUUUGAGCAUCUAAAGGCUUUUGAUGAUGAAGUCAAUGCUUUUUUGGACAACAUGUUUGGACCUCGAGAUUCUCGAGUCAGAGGAUGGUUCAUGUUGGACUCUUACCUUCCUACCUUUUUUCUUACUGUCAUAUAUCUACUUUCAAUAUGGCUGGGCAACAAAUAUAUGAAGAACAGAAAAAAAAAGGGUAUCCUUACCUUGUAUAAUCUCGGAAUCACACUUCUCUCCAUGUACAUGCUGGCAGAGCUUAUUCUCUCCAGUUGGGAAGGAGGCUACAACUUACAGUGUCAGGAUCUUGCCAGCGCAGGGAAAGCUGACAUCCGGGUAGCCAAGGUGUUAUGGUGGUACUACUUCUCCAAAUUAGUAGAGUUCCUGGACACCAUUUUCUUUGUUUUGCGGAAAAAAACCAGUCAGAUUACUUUUCUUCAUGUAUACCAUCAUGCCUCUAUGUUUAACAUCUGGUGGUGUGUUUUGAACUGGAUACCUUGUGGACAAAGUUUCUUUGGACCCACUCUGAACAGUUUUAUCCACAUUCUUAUGUACUCCUACUAUGGACUGUCUGUGUUUCCAUCGAUGCACAGGUAUCUUUGGUGGAAGAAAUACCUCACACAGGCGCAACUGGUGCAGUUCGUGCUCACCAUCACCCACACCAUGAGUGCUGUCGUGAAACCAUGUGGCUUCCCUUUCGGGUGCCUCAUCUUCCAAUCUUCUUACAUGCUUACACUAGUCAUCCUGUUCUUAAAUUUUUAUUUCCAGACAUACCGAAAAAAGCCAAUGAAGAAAGAGAUGGAAGAAUUACCAGCAGGGAAAGAAGUUAAGAAUGGUUUUUCCAAAGCCUACUUCACAGCAGCUAACGGAGUAAUAAACAAGAAAGUACAAUAAACAGCGAAUAACAGACUAAGCAUA
This is a messenger RNA of Pteropus alecto (black flying fox), 1347 nucleotides long. RefSeq names its product ELOVL fatty acid elongase 2 (gene ELOVL2). The transcript is spliced from 10 exons. Gene Ontology annotation, biological process: fatty acid elongation, saturated fatty acid; very long-chain fatty acid biosynthetic process; sphingolipid biosynthetic process. Gene Ontology annotation, cellular component: endoplasmic reticulum; endoplasmic reticulum membrane. Lineage: Eukaryota; Metazoa; Chordata; Mammalia; Chiroptera; Pteropodidae. Gene Ontology annotation, molecular function: fatty acid elongase activity. The coding region runs from base 1 to 1323 and encodes 440 amino acids. The record is from RefSeq and is a predicted model, not a curated record.